Molecule: messenger RNA, 1355 nt
Organism: Prosopis cineraria
Lineage: Eukaryota; Viridiplantae; Streptophyta; Magnoliopsida; Fabales; Fabaceae
Exons: 6
Coding region: 284-1102 (272 amino acids)
Biological process (GO): protein retention in ER lumen
Cellular component (GO): membrane
Molecular function (GO): ER lumen protein retrieval receptor activity
Source: RefSeq, a predicted model, not a curated record
UACUUUCAUCUGUUCUCAUCUUCGAUUUUGUCUUUUCGGCCUCGCUCGCUGUUUCGGCCGAAGAUUGCAUUGGCUCGAAAUCGCAUAUCCAUCCUCUUUGAGAACAUGAGAUUCCGAAACUGAAGAACUUCACCCUCACCAAUAUCUCCUGGAACUGUUACUUCAAUUUCUUUCAUUUCUUGCCCAUAAUCUCCCUACAGUCAAUUCUCUCCUUCGCCGAGGGGCUAGAAAGAAAAGGGGGGGAAAAGGAAGAAGAGAAGAAGAAGAAGACGACGACGACCUCAUGAGGCCUCAGAAAAAGCCGAUCCACGCCUUGGCAGCAUGGGUGAGGCGGCAACCCCCAAAGGUGAAGGCUUUUCUGGCCGUGGUUUCGGGUAUGGCGGCUCUUGUGUUGCUUCGGUUCAUUGUUCACGAUCAUGAUAAUCUAUUUGUCGCUGCCGAGGCCGUGCACUCCUUAGGAAUUUCAGUCCUCAUUUAUAAGCUUAUGAAGGAGAAGACAUGCGCUGGACUAUCACUCAAAUCUCAGGAGUUAACAGCUAUAUUUUUAGCUGUUAGGCUGUACUGCAGUUUUGUUAUGGAAUAUGAUAUACACACCCUUCUUGACUUAGCUACUUUAGCUACAACAUUGUGGGUUAUAUAUAUGAUUCGUUUCAAACUGAAGUCCAGUUACAUGGAGGAGAAGGAUAACUUUGCAAUAUAUUAUGUGGUGAUUCCAUGUGCUGUGCUUGCGUUGUUGAUUCAUCCAUCAACUUCUCAUCAUUUUGUGAAUCGGAUUUUCUGGGCCUUUUGUGUAUAUCUAGAAGCUGUUUCAGUACUGCCCCAGCUGCGGGUCAUGCAGAACACCAAAAUUGUUGAGCCAUUCACAGCUCAUUAUGUAUUUGCACUGGGUGUUGCAAGAUUCCUGAGCUGUGCUCAUUGGGUUCUUCAGGUCUUGGAUAGUCGUGGACAGUUGUUGGUUGCCCUGGGCUAUGGUUUAUGGCCAUCAAUGGUUCUUAUUUCUGAAAUUGUUCAGACUUUCAUCUUAGCAGAUUUCUGUUACUACUAUGUCAAAAGUGUAUUUGGGGGUCAGCUUGUGCUGCGUCUUCCUUCUGGAGUGGUGUGAUUGAAAAUCUGCUUCAGUGCAAGCUCCUACUGAACUUUAAUCAGGCGUUAUGGGUUGGUCAUCCUCUUUGGAAUCCUUUUUGUGUCGAUACACCAUUUUGGACCCUGGGAAGAAGCUGGUUGUUUGCGGAAUUGGGCAUGUUAAGAUAAACUAAUAUAUUUAUGCAUGUAGUAGGGUAUGAUUAACUCUAAUAUAUGAAUUAUCACUUCUUACUUAGGUCCUUGGAAAUGGAUUUCACUUUUCAGUUCUUAUA